Meloidogyne enterolobii is the source of this 2498-nucleotide messenger RNA. The record is from the annotation of a GenBank genome assembly. NCBI's taxonomy places the organism in Eukaryota, Metazoa, Nematoda, Chromadorea, Rhabditida, Meloidogynidae.
ACAAAUACAUAUCGUUUCCAUUUAAUAUUUUCUCUUAUUGGUUCCUUCUCAAUGUUACGCCCCUUCUCUUUUAAAUCUUCUUAUUUUCUCCCCUAUCUAUAUCUACUAAAUAAAUGUAAUAUGUACUUCCUUCCCUCCUUUUUUAUUUUUCUUUUUUCUGUUAAAAUAUAAUUUUUUAUUCAAGAAAUAUUUUAGAGAAUGUGCCAUAUUUUUAAAUUAAAAAAUAUUUAAUUUAAAAAAUUAUUUAACUUCCAAUGGAUCCAGAAAAAUUUAAACAAUUUUUCACAACUUUAUUAAUUGCCAAACAACAACGAAUUAAAAAUGUUUGUGAAUCUGGGCAGGAAGAAAAUAAACAAGAAAUCUUAAACGAAGCUUCUUGUAGUGAACAAUUAAAAGAAGAUGAAACAACAAAAACAACAACAUUUACUCCCCCUCCCAAUCCUCAAUCUCCUCCUAGCUCAAAAGAAAUUGAAAACAAAAAUAUUUUCAAUUCAACAUCAACAUCUGUUGCUAUUAGCAAUGAUGGUAUUAAUGAAGAACAACCAUUAUUGCCCAUGUCGCAGCAAAAUUUGCCGGCGAGAGGGUAUACCUCAAUUAAAUUUGAAGAAGACAAUGAAAAUUUAAUAAAAGAAGAGGAGGUUAAUGUGCCGAAUAUUUUUUCUCCUCCAAAUGAAAAGGAAGAAGAAGAAUAUAAUGAAAAUAAUAAUAAAUCUGACUGUAAUACAGAAGAACAGACGGGGAAUGGGCAUGAAAAUAUUAAUGAUUUAAAUGGUGGAAAUGGAAAGGCAAAAUAUAGUUAUUCCUGUUCUCCAACUGUUAUUUGUGAAGAACAUCCACCACCACCACCAAUAACAUCUCAAACACCUACAAGUCCCUCAAAUAAUCAAAAAGAAAUUAAAGAUGAAAAACAAAUUAUUAAAGAUAAUGAAUCUAAUAAUAAUAAUAAUUUAAAUUCUGAAAAUAAUUUGUUAAUAAAAUCAGAAGAAACACAAAGAGCACAGGCUAUUUGUAUGCAAAGAAUGCUUUUUGCUAUGGCUUGUGCUCAACAACAACAAAUGCAGAGACCUUCACGUUCAUCAAUUAGUCCUUCUAAUGGAUGUGAAAAGUCUACAUCUAUACCAACAUCUAAUAAUCGUGAACAACAACUUCCACCUGGGACGAGUUCAAGUGGACUUUUCCCUUCUGGCCCAGUAUUUCCUCCUUUUCCAAUGGCUGCUGCAGCUGCGGCAGCUUUUUGUGGAAUUAAUUCAAAUACAAUUGAACAGAUUUUAAAAACCUUUGAACAAUUGGAAGAAGCAAAUGAAAUUGAGCAAUUGGGACGUUUUUUGUUUUCAUUACCUCCUCCACUUCAAAUAAAGAUUGGAAUGACUGAACCUGUAUUGAGAGCUAAAGCUUUGAUUUGUUAUCAUAGUGGUAACUUCAAAGAACUUUAUAAUAUAUUAGAAAAUCACAAAUUCUCUCCUAAUUCUCAUUCCAAAUUGCAACUUUUGUGGCAAGAAGCCCAUUACCAAGAAGCAGAAAAAAUUCGUGGAAGAGGACUUGGUCCAGUAGAUAAAUAUCGUGUAAGGAAAAAACAUCCUUGUCCACCAACAAUUUGGGAUGGAGAACAAAAGACUCAUUGCUUCAAAGAAAAAACAAGAACAAUUCUAAGAAAGUAUUAUUUACAAGAUUGUUACCCGAAUCCUGCAAAGAAAAAAAUUCUUGCCGAAGAAACGGGACUAAGUCCAACACAGGUUGGCAAUUGGUUUAAAAACAGACGUCAAAGAGAUCGAGCAGCUACUCAUAAACAUAAAAUGAGUGCAAAUAUGUUACCUGCCGGCCUUUCCCUAUCAGGAAAAUUAUCUUCAACAAAAAAAGCAUCAAAAAGUGGUUGUUCUUUUGAGGAUGAUGAACAAAAUAAUUUAACAAAAAAUUCAAUGGAUAUCGAUUCUAAUUCCGAAAAUUCUGAGAUAAUUUCUGAUGAAAAUUGUGGAGAUUCUUUAAUGUCGAGUUUGGAUGAAGAGAAUGAAUUAAAUGAAAGGGAGGAAGAAGGUGAUCAGAAAAAGGAAAAUCCUAUUAAAAAUGUUGGCUUUAAUGGAAUUGCUAAUUUACUCGGCCUUAUCCAUCAAAAUAAACAAGAACACCAACAACAGAAUAUUCCAGUAACCCCCUCCCCCUUUCCUCCUUUCCCUCCAAAUUUUUCUGCCAACGGAACAGCUUUGCAUCCAAUGCAAAUAUUGAUGCUUAUGCAAUCAGCUGCAACACAACAUGCUUUAUUCCAACAAAGACAACAACAAACACAACAAGUAUUGAGCCAAAAUGAGACUUCCUCUUCAACAUCAGAACAUUCUCCAACCUCCACCAAUUCUUCCCCAACCCAAAAAAUGAUAGAAAACAAUGGAAAUAAAUUAGGAAAGAAACCUCAUCAGAAAAAGAAAUCAGGAAAUGGACCAAAAACAAAACCUUUUAAAUUAUCUAUUGAUCAAAUUUUAGGCCAAAAGACUUCCGGAUUUUUAUAA